Didymodactylos carnosus is the source of this 1815-nucleotide messenger RNA. The record is from the annotation of a GenBank genome assembly. Lineage: Eukaryota; Metazoa; Rotifera; Eurotatoria; Philodinida; Philodinidae.
AUGAUGGCGACCAGUUCUAAGCAAGGAAAAUUGUCACUUGAAGUGAUCGCAAAAAUUCAUGACUUACCACAAAUCGAUACUAUAUUCGUUUUUUGUCUAAAACCGGAAAAAUAUCAAACUCUCUACGAUAAAUAUGGAAAAUUGGUAGGUAUUUAUAAUAAACAAGCAGAUGUCGUACAAUCCAUUCGUGACAAUAUUGAAUCUGUUAGAAAACAAUCCGAAGUAUUUAGUUUAUUCAAUCAAAACGAGACUUCCUUGCGUGACUUAUCGAAAGAUUCAGCAUCGUUCAUGUAUUUUCAACUUAUCAAACAGGUCCUGUUACAAAUGCCUCAUACUGAACUAGCAAAAGAACAAAUGAUCCAUAAUUGUCGACUUUAUUAUCGAGGAAAUAAAAGCGAAAUGUUCAAUAUCGAUCAGUUUGAGUCUACUUACACGUCGAACAAUGCAAUUCAAUGGUACACAAAACAAUGCUUUAUCUACAAGCUUGUCAAUAAGACAUUGAGAACAGAAGACGUCGAGGCGUUUUAUACACUACGAUUUUACAUUAUUGAUCUAUGCGCCCAAUUAAUGCAAGAAUUCAGUAGAAAACCACGAGAGACUUCGAACUUGAAACUCUACCGAGGCUUGAAGCAAUCGCAUGACGAAAUAAAAAAGUUAAAAGACAAUAUCGGCAAUUUCGUCUCAACCAACGGAUUUCUUUCGACAAUUCGUUCAUAUAACAUCGCUUUUGAAUUUGCCAAAAAGCCAUCGAAACGAACUGAUGUUGAACCAGUUCUCAUAGAAAUCUCUAUGAACAUAGAGCAUCCAGAUGAUUCGGUUGUAUACGCCGACAUAGCAAACUACAGUCAGUUUCCAAAAGAAGAAGAAGUCUUAUUCGAUUUAGGCGUGGCGUUUCAAAUUGAUGCAGUUGAGUACAGUGACGUUGAUAAAUUAUGGCACGUACGUAUGAGUCUGACGGAUAAGCACACGGAAGUGGUUGCAAACUAUUUAAAACUUCGAGAAAAAGAAAUUCGAAGGACAAACGUUAUUAUAACGUUUGGUAAACUAUUAAUUGAAAUGGGUCAAUAUUCAAAAUCACAAAAAUAUUUUGAAAACUUACUAUGCAUUGAACCAAAUCAUGAUCAUCUAGCUGAUAUUUAUUUUAAUAUAGCUCGUAGCUACGACAAUAAAGCGGAGUACACGGAAGGUAUAGACAUGUAUACACGUGCGUAUGAGAUGUACAAGAAUGCUAAACCACCUCAAGUGUUACCAGCUGCAAAAGCACUGAGUGCUAUUGGAAGUAUCUGUCGCGACCAAGGUAAUUACGAACAAGCAUUAGAUUGUUACAGGAAAGUUUUAAACAUGUUUGACGAGCAAACGACGAGUUUAUCUGAAAAGGAAGUGAUUGCACGAUGUCUACAUAGUAUCGGACGCAUUUGUCAAGAAAAGGGUGAUAAUUUAUAUGCUCUAGAGUAUUAUUUACUAGAGUAUUAUCGACGUGCAUUACACAUAUUCGAAAAAACUCUACCCGGCGAACACCAAAAUAUUGCUCGUACGUUGAAUGGAAUUGGCGCAGUCUAUCGAGAGCAAGGCAAUAGCGUCGAAGCAUUGAAAUAUCACGAACGAGCAUUGAAAAUAUAUCGAAAAUCAUUACCAGAGUAUCAUUCGAUGACCGCAAGAACACUUGAUUACAUAUCACAAGCAUAUGCAAGCCACGGCGAUUCUAAGCUAGAAUUAGAGUAUGCAGUGCAAGCUAUGGAUAUAUUCGAAAAAGCAUUACCACAAACUCACUCAGAUGUAUUGAAAAGCCAGCAGAAAGUAGCAAAUCUAACAUAA